AGGCGUGGAGGCGGCGCACGGGUGCAGUUUCUCGAGUCUCUUUCCCCUGUCUUUGUUUCAUACUCUUUUGUUAGCCAUGCCGAGCCUGCUGGUUCUAGCAGGGAUCAUGGAAAAGAAUGGGGGCUACGGCGGAGAGCUGGCCGUCUCCGGAUUCGGAAGCGAGGGGCUGCAUGUGCCGCCCGACGAGGAGGAAGAAGAAUCCCGGGCUCUGAGGGUCGCGCUGGGUCAGUUGUCGCUACUGGGUCUCGGGGAACCUGAGGACGGCGGUGGCGGGGCUCCUGCAACUGGAUCCCAAGACCGGAGUAACAACAUCAAUAACCAUCACAACACCAUCGGAGGAGGAAGCGCCGGGGAUACAGGGCUUUUGCCAGGAAAAAGCAAGUUAUCCGUCCUGUAUGACGGUCCCCCAUCUGACACGAAAGGACGAGGCUCGAAUAUAACCGAAUGCGUCCCCGUGCCCAGUUCUGAACAUGUGGCCGAAAUAGUAGGGAGACAAGGGUGCAAGAUCAAAGCCCUGCGCGCCAAGACCAACACGUACAUUAAGACCCCGGUGCGGGGCGAGGAGCCGGUCUUCCUCAUCACAGGGCGCAAGGAGGACGUGGCCCUGGCGCGGCGCGAGAUCAUCUCCGCGGCCGAGCACUUCUCCAUGCUGCGGGCCUCCCGCAACAAGCUGGGUGCCUCCUUCAACGGCUCGCCCCCGACCCCGCUGCCCGGGCAGACCACCAUCCAGGUGCGCGUGCCGUACCGCGUGGUGGGGCUGGUGGUGGGGCCCAAGGGCUCCACCAUCAAGCGCAUCCAGCAGCAGACCUGCACCUACAUCGUCACGCCGAGCCGCGACCGUGACCCCGUCUUCGAGAUCACCGGCUCGCCCGGGAACGCCGAGCGCGCCCGCGAGGAGAUCGAGUCGCACAUCGCCUUCCGCACCGGCGGUCUGCACGACCUCAACAACGAGAACGACUGCCUGGGUACAGAGGGCGGCAACGGCGGGCUGGAGGGCCGGCUGCCGCAGGUGUGGGGGGGCGAGCCGGGCGGUCAGCGCAAGCCCCUCGCCAGCAGCUACCGCCAGAACUUCUCAGACGCCCUGGUAAGCGGAGGAGGGGGAGGGGGAGGCGGAGUGGGGGUCUACAGCAAGAGUGACUUCCCCACAGCUGGCCAGAAAGCGUGCCCCUACAUUGGCUCAGAAGGGACCCCCUGCUGGGGAGACCCCGACUACCCCAAACAGGCGGCCUACUACGCCCAGCAGCGCUCCAAGAGCUUCGGUGGUCUGCCGCUGUCCUUAACCAGACUCUCCCCGGGGCUUCCCGAACCCUGCCCCACUGCCACGCCUGGCGUGCCGCCCCAUGCCCAGGCCCGGCGGGCCCACAGUGAGCCCAUCUCCGCCAGCAUGGGCUUCCCCGGGCGACUGCCUGUGCCUGACUCGCCCCCCGCCGCCACCCGGGACUGCAUGAGCUGCUUCGAGAGCAAGGUCACGGCCGCCCUGGUGCCCUGCGGUCACAACCUCUUCUGCAUGGAGUGCGCCAUCCGAAUCUGUGAGCUCAGCCAGCCCGAGUGCCCCGUCUGCCACACCCUCGUCACGCAGGCCAUCCGAAUAUUCUCCUAAACCCUCUCCCCGUCGCUCUGCUCUCAGCAUUCUUUUCAGCAUGCUUUCUUUUUUUACAAUUAUGGUUUCCCCCCCUUGGAAAAAUGUUACAGACGAGCAGAUA
Molecule: messenger RNA, 1703 nt
Organism: Megalops cyprinoides (Indo-Pacific tarpon)
Lineage: Eukaryota; Metazoa; Chordata; Actinopteri; Elopiformes; Megalopidae
Product: RNA-binding protein MEX3B-like
Exons: 2
Coding region: 77-1600 (507 amino acids)
Molecular function (GO): RNA binding
Source: RefSeq, a predicted model, not a curated record